Pseudoliparis swirei is the source of this 1338-nucleotide messenger RNA. RefSeq names its product heparan sulfate (glucosamine) 3-O-sulfotransferase 1-like1 (gene hs3st1l1). Gene Ontology annotation, molecular function: [heparan sulfate]-glucosamine 3-sulfotransferase activity. The coding region runs from base 288 to 1214 and encodes 308 amino acids. NCBI's taxonomy places the organism in Eukaryota, Metazoa, Chordata, Actinopteri, Perciformes, Liparidae. The transcript is spliced from 2 exons. The record is from RefSeq and is a predicted model, not a curated record.
UGCGCCACAGUGCGCUCCGUGGGUCGGCAGCAUCGUCUCCAGCGGCAGCCACCUCCUCUUCCUCCUCAUCCUCCUCUUCAUCCUGCUACCCCGCCGCGCCUGAGAUCAAACCCGAACCCCCGGGAGGAGGCGCGCGCCCGGACCCUCGCCGAGACCCGGUGCGAGAUGUUCUGCGGCCGCCGGACGGAGUCGCCGGCCGACACCGACUGAGCUCCUGAAGACGGACCCGGUCCGCGGCCGACGCCCUCGCCUCCUUCGCUCGCUCCUCGCCCUCCGUCCCGUUCAUCAUGGCGUGUUUCCUGGUCUCCGCCUUCCUUCUGGUCCUCCAGACGCACGCCGCCCCGCCCGAGCUCGUCCUGGCGGGAUUCGGCGCCCCGGACCUCGAUGCCGGACGACCGCUCAUCGCCGCGCCGCCGCCGUCGUCUCCGCCCCCGGGGACGAGCAAAAGAGCCCCGCACAGCAUCAUCAUCGGGGUGCGCAAGGGCGGCACGCGGGCGCUGCUGGAGAUGCUGGACAUCCACCCGGAGGUCGCCGCCGCCGCCACCGAGGUGCACUUCUUCGACUGGGACGAGAACUACGCCAAGGGCUUCGAGUGGUACCGCGACCUGAUGCCGUACUCGCACCCGCGGCAGAUCACCGUGGAGAAGACGCCGGGCUACUUCACGUCGCCGCUGGCGCCCAAGCGCAUCUGCGCCAUGAACUCGUCCAUCAAGCUGCUGCUGAUCCUGCGCGACCCGGCGGAGCGCGUGGUGUCCGACUACACGCAGGUGUACUUCAACCGCCUGGAGAACCGCAAGCCGGUGCAGGCCAUCGAGAACCUGCUGGUGCGCAACGGCGCCCUGAACCUGCGCUACAAGGCCAUCCAGAGGAGCCUGUACGACGUGCACAUGCGCAACUGGCUGCGCUACUUCCCCCUGGAGCAGGUGCACAUCGUGGACGGGGACGCGCUGAUCCGAGACCCGCUGCCGGAGCUGCAGAAGGUGGAGCGCUUCCUCAACCUGCCCCCAAGGAUAGUGUCCUCCAACUUCUACUUCAACCAGACCAAAGGCUUCUUCUGCCUCCGGAGCGGCGGGCGGGAGCGCUGCCUGCACGAGUCCAAGGGCCGGCCGCACCCGGCCGUCAACGGCACCGUCCUGCAGCAGCUGCGCUCCUUCCUGCAGGAGCACAACCGGACCUUCUUCAGGCUGGUGAAGCGCACCUUUGACUGGCAAUGAGAGGCCCGGAUCGGACUCCAGGAACCCUGACUCUCUAACCCUUACCCUGGCCCUAAGCCUAACUCUCUAACCCCUGACUCUAAGCCUAAACCUGACCCUAAACCCCUAACCCGGAUCAGACUCC